UUGCAUCGUCGCAUGUCAUGUCCUGUGCGUAGCAGACAUAUGAAUCUCUCCCAUAAAAAAAGGAAGAUGGGAAAAUCAUUAUUUUAGGAAAUUCGCCUUCUUCUUUCCCAUUCAUACACUGAAUCUUGUUUAUUAUACAGCAUAUGAAAGCUGUAGCCAUCUUUAUAUGUCAAAAGCCUUCUUAACAGGGCAAUGGACGUGGACAUAUGGUUAGCUUAUAAACUUGCCGAUCUCCCUGUCAUUUCUUCCAACUCACUUUCAAAACUUUGGGUUCUUUUCCUUUUACUUAUUACUUCCUUUUUCCUCUUCCCCCGCUGUGGAACAGAACCCGUCAAUCAAAAUUAUAAGCCGGUUAGGAACAUAUUUGCUAUCAUUGAUGUCAAUUCAAGAAUCGGGAAAGAAGAGAAAACUGCCAUGGAAAUAGCUGUUCUAAACUUCAACAAUGGCUCAAAAGAUCACAAUAUAUCUCUUUACUUCGAGGACCACCCAAAAAAUCCCCUCCACGCUGCUCAAGCUGCUCAAAAUUUUAUUAAAGAGAAGGGAGUCGAAGCAAUGUUGGGUAUGGAGAGAUGGGAGGAGGCAGCAUUAGUUGCUGACAUUGGAAACCAAGCUCAAGUUCCAGUUCUUUCAUUUGCUGCACCAGCCUUAACCCCACCAUUAACAUCUACACGUUGGCCUUUCUUGGCACGAAUGGUUUAUAGUAAUUCUGAACAAAUGAGAUGCAUUGCAGAACUUACUCGUGUUUAUAGUUGGAGAAGGGUUGUAGCAGUUUAUGAAGAUAAUACUCAUGGUGGUGAUUCUGGGGGUUUGGCACUUUUAUCUCAGGCUCUACAGGAGGUUGGUUCAAAGAUCGAGCACCGCUUAGUUCUUCCACCAUUUGCUUUAAUAUCAGAUCCGAAAGAAGCUGUUAGAGAGGAACUAAUAAAGCUCCAAGAAAUCAAAUCGCGGGUUUUUAUUGUUCUUCAGACAUCAUUGCCUUGGGUGACCCAUUUGUUUAGAGAAGCUAAGAACAUGGGGCUGGUGGGGGAGGACACAAUAUGGAUCCUCACCGAUACUGUUACUAGUUUCCUGGACUCGUUUAACACCUCUGUUAUUUACUCUAUGGAAGGAGCUCUAGGAAUUAAGAGUGACUAUUCCGAUAGUAGCAAUGCCUACAAAAGUUUCCAUGCUCAGUUUCGGCAAAUUUUCAUGUCUGAGUACCCAGAAGAAGAUAACUUGGAGCCAGGAUUUCACGCUCUGAAAGCAUAUGACAGCAUUUCAGCUAUCAUAAAAGCAAUGGAGAGAAUGUCUAGGAACAGUAGUAGUAGUCCAAAGGAGUUGUUGAAUAAUAUAUUAUCAAGCAAUUUCACUGGUUUAAGUGGUCAGAUAAGUUUCUCAGCUGGGGAGUUGAUGCAUAGUCCUAAACUGAGGGUAGUGAACGUGGUUGGAAAGAAAUACAAGGAGAUAGACUUCUGGUUUCCUGGGUCUGGAUUCUUGAAAAGCACAGAAGAUGAAAAUGGAGGUGGUGCUGUGAAACUAGAAGGUCCAGUGAAUUGGCCUGGGGACCUAAAGCGGAUUCCGAAAGGCUGGGCUAUGCCUUCAAAUGCAAAGCCGAUGGUUAUUGGUGUUCCGGGGAGAACUUCGUUCCAAAAAUUUGUAAGAGUAGUGAAUGCAAGUGAUGAUGUUAACGGAUAUGAUGGUUUUUGCAUUGAACUUUUCCAAGAGGUGUUAAAGGUUUUGGAUUAUUAUCUACCUUACAGAUUUGUAGCCUUCAAUGGGACAUAUGACGAACUGGUGGAUCACGUAUAUAACAAGACCUAUGAUGCUAUCGUGGGCGACAUAACCAUACUAGCUGACAGAUUCGAAAAAGUGGAAUUCACCCAGCCGUAUGCAGAAUCAGGUUUGUCGAUGAUAGUUCCAGUCAAGUCUGAAAAAUCGACUUGGAUAUUUCUGAAACCUUUCAACUGGCAAAUGUGGGCAAUUACUGGCGCCACCUUGAUUUACACAAUGAUCAUAGUUUGGAUCCUGGAGCGACAACCUAAUUCUGAAUUUAGAGGCCCAUUGGUUGAUCAGAUUGGCACUACAGUAUGGUUCACUUUCUCAUCCCUUUUCUUUGUUCACAGGGAGAGAAUUAGCAGUAAUUUCACUCGGGUGGUGGUGGUAGUGUGGCUAUUUGUUGUGUUCAUCUUAACUUCAUGCUACACUGCUAGUCUGACUUCAAUGCUUACCAUCCAACGGAUGCAGCCAGAUGGUACAAAUAUUGAUCGGUUAAUAAGAAACAAUUUAACAGUCGGCUGUGAUGGAGAUUCAUUUGUAAGGGAUUACCUACAGAAUGUGUUAAAGUUCAAUGCGGAAAAAAUCAAGAAAGUUAGCAGCGAAUACGAUUACUCCAAGGAAUUUCAAGAUAAACAAAUAUAUGCUGCAUUUCUUGAGCUCCCAUAUCAAAAAGUCUUCCUCAGCCAUUACUGCAAGCAAUAUGCUUCAAACACACCCACCUAUAGAUUUGGAGGAUUAGGCUUCGCAUUUCAGAAAGGCUCUCCAAUGGUAGCUGAUUUUUCCAAAGCUAUAUUGAAGCUAUCGGAGAAUGAAAAGUUAGUAGAAUUGGAAAAUAAGUGGUUCCCUCACUCUCCGGAGUGUUCCAACGGUGCGACUGACAAUGAAACUGAUAGCUUGAGCCACAAAAACUUCUGGGGUCUCUUCGUUAUAUCAGGUGCAACUUCUAUCGUUUGUUUCUUAAUACUUGUAAUUAAGGCGUAUUGGCUAAAUGAAGACCAAGCCAAUGGAAGUCCUAACAAAAGCAGGAUUGUUAGCAUUGCAAGGUAUAUCUAUUAUGGAAGGACUGUUUCUCCGAGUGUUCCUGCAGUCUCCUCUUCCUCCUGAGAUCGAAGCUGUGAACAUUCCGAAUGCUUCUCCAAGAGAAUCUUCAGGCCUUCUGAUUAAUAGCCGCUGAGAUCAUUAAUAUUCUAUGAAUAAUGAUACGUGCAGGAUAUGUCUUGAUCCAAGAAAAUGAGUAGACAGUGGCUUGAACGAUUCUUCUUCUUCUUAAUAAUAAUUUUUUUCCA
Messenger RNA from Hevea brasiliensis (rubber tree), 3041 nucleotides. RefSeq names its product glutamate receptor 2.9. Gene Ontology annotation, molecular function: ligand-gated monoatomic ion channel activity; signaling receptor activity. Lineage: Eukaryota; Viridiplantae; Streptophyta; Magnoliopsida; Malpighiales; Euphorbiaceae. Bases 193 to 2859 code for a protein of 888 amino acids. The transcript has 5 exons. Gene Ontology annotation, cellular component: plasma membrane. The record is from RefSeq and is a predicted model, not a curated record.